Molecule: messenger RNA, 2528 nt
Organism: Nelumbo nucifera (sacred lotus)
Lineage: Eukaryota; Viridiplantae; Streptophyta; Magnoliopsida; Proteales; Nelumbonaceae
Product: U-box domain-containing protein 13-like
Biological process (GO): cell surface receptor signaling pathway; protein ubiquitination
Molecular function (GO): protein binding; ubiquitin-protein transferase activity
Source: RefSeq, a predicted model, not a curated record
UUUUUUCACAUUAUGUAUGUCGUCCUGAUGAUGGAGUAUCGAGUGUGAGAGUUGCUGUUAGAUCCCUUUUACGAGUAACAUACGCUAAAAUCUGCAGACGGUCUCCGACUUCUCUAAACCAAAUUUAGCUCAAAUCUUAACUUCUGGGGUUGUUUUCUUGUUAAUUUGAUUGGUACAAGACGGCACACAUACAGACACAGCGCGAGACGGAGAGAGAGAGAUCUUAGUUAGCCAUGGAAGACGAGAAGGGGACGCUGGUUCAGAAGCUAAUUGACAUCGUUAAUGAGAUUUCUGCAAUCUCGGACUACAGAUGGGCAAUUAAGAAGCAGUACUGUAACCUUGCGAGGCGAUUGAAGCUCUUGACUCCGAUGUUUGAAGAGAUCAAAGAGAGCAAAGACCCCAUCCCUGAUGAGAAUGUAAAAGCCCUAAUUUCUUUGAAGGAAGCUUUGGAAUCAGCCAAGGAGAUGCUCAGAUUUGGUGGCGAAGGGAGCAAAGUUUUUUUGGUUCUAGAGAGGGAGAAAAUAAUGAACAAAUUCCAGGAGGUGACAACUCAACUGGAACAAGCUUUGAGUGGAAUUUCCUUUGAUAAACUUGACAUAUCAGAUGAAGUUAAAGAACAGGUUGAGCUUGUCAUUGCUCAGUUCAAACGAGCUAAAGGACGGGUAGAUGCACCUGAUGUUGAACUGUAUGAGGAUCUUUUAUCUGUUUACAACAAGAACAGUGAUGCAGAUACAGACCCAGCGGCCUUAAAGAGAUUGACAGAUAAGUUACAGCUGGUGAGCAUAGCUGACCUCAAGCAAGAAUCACUAGCUUUGCAUGAGAUGGUAGUUGCAAGUGGUGGAGAUCCUGGAGAGAGCAUUGAAAAGAUGUCAAUGCUGCUCAAGAAAAUCAAGGAUUUUGUGCAGACUCAAAACCCUGAUAUGGGUGCUCCUGCAAAUGAGAAGACUGAAAUCCCAGUCAUACCAGAGGAUUUCCGCUGUCCGAUAUCACUAGAAUUAAUGAAAGAUCCUGUCAUAGUGUCAACAGGGCAGACAUAUGAACGAGCAUGCAUUGAGAAAUGGCUUGAAGCAGGGCAUGUCACAUGUCCAAAGACACAACAGAAACUUUCAAGUACUGCCCUUACACCAAACUAUGUUUUACGUAGCCUCAUAGCCCAGUGGUGUGAAGCCAAUGGGAUGGAACCCCCUAAAAGACUGAGCAAUUCACGACCUAGUAAGGCUGCAUCUACCUGCUCUCCUGCUGAACUUGCCAAGAUUGAUAUUCUCCUUCGGAAAUUAACAUCUGUCAAUAUUGAAGACCAGCGUUCAGCUGCUGGUGAGUUGCGCCUUCUUGCCAAGCGUAACGCUGACAAUCGUGUGUGCAUUGCUGAGGCUGGUGCUAUCCCCUUCCUUGUUGGUCUUCUCUCAACUACUGACCCACAGACCCAGGAGCAUGCUGUCACUGCACUGCUCAAUCUUUCCAUCUGUGAGGAUAAUAAAGGUAGCAUCAUAUCCUCUGGGGCUGUACCUGGUAUUGUGCAUGUUCUCAAGAAGGGGAGCAUGGAGGCACGGGAAAAUGCAGCUGCUACACUCUUUAGCCUGUCAGUGGUAGAUGAGAACAAGGUGACAAUUGGUGCAUUUGGGGCAAUCCCAGCACUUGUAACACUGCUGGGCGAAGGUAGCCAGCGGGGGAAGAAGGAUGCAGCAACAGCACUCUUCAACUUGUGCAUAUACCAAGGGAACAAGGGAAGGGCAGUGAGGGCUGGAGUAGUCCCCACGCUAAUGAGACUGCUCACAGAACCUGGAGGUGGAAUGGUAGAUGAGGCAUUGGCCAUACUAGCAAUAUUGGCAAGUCACGCUGAGGGGAAGGCUGCAAUUGGAGCUGCAGAAGCUGUGCCAGUCCUAGUGGAGGUGAUUGGAAAUGGAUCACCCAGGAACAGAGAAAAUGCAGCUGCAGUGCUGGUGCAUCUGUGUUCUGGGGACCCAAAACAUCUUGCAGAGGCCCAGGAGCUUGGAGUGAUGGGUCCAUUGUUGGACCUUGCACAAAAUGGCACAGACAGGGGCAAGCGGAAAGCUGCACAAUUGAUCGAUCGUAUGAACAGGUUUGUUGAGCAGCAGAAGCAGGUUCAGGUGCAAGCUGAAGCCCAGGCUCAGUCUCAGACCCAGAUCCAGCAUUCAGAAUCACCAUCUACAGUAGGAAGCAUUGAUAGAUAAGUGCUUUUUGUUGUGUUUUUUCUCUUCUUUUGUCUUGUUGGCUUGGUUUUUUGGUUCAUUUGAAAAGAGACGGGGUUUUUCUUGAUUAGGGAUGGGGGGUGGAAGAGCACCUGCCCAUCUGUUGCUAAGUUAUUCAUUUGUUUAUGUGGGUUGUGGCCCCUCAUACGUUAAAGGGAUGAAGAUGUGAAGAGCCAUCCGAAGAAAAGGAAGAGAGUCCAACAUGUUAGACAUAAAUGUGUAAUUUACAAAUUUAUAAUGUACUACUGUAAAACAUCCUCAAUUUUUUGGAAGGAAAUAUAUCUUUUAAUCCACUAAAAGAAACAUUUUCUUUUCUCA